Molecule: messenger RNA, 9018 nt
Organism: Aspergillus homomorphus CBS 101889
Lineage: Eukaryota; Fungi; Ascomycota; Eurotiomycetes; Eurotiales; Aspergillaceae
Product: FMP27 family protein
Exons: 4
Coding region: 123-8816 (2897 amino acids)
Source: RefSeq, a predicted model, not a curated record
CUCAAUAUCUAUUACUUCUCCUACGGAUACAGUUCUCGAACGACUUCCAGCACCUCCAUGAUUUCUUGGCUGACGACUGCCCGUCCUGUGCAACCGGUCAGUCCCGCUGGUCGCGAACUACGAUGACGCUCUUCAGCCCGACCACGAUUCUCGUGGGAUUCCUCCUCCUAUACCUCCUAUCCUUCCUCAUCUUCGCCAUCGUCCGGAUUGCGACCGGAGUCUCGAUUCAACGAAUAGGAUAUUUUUCCCUCCGUCGAAUAACCUACGUACCGAAAGAUGGCGUGCAGAUCGAACUCCGUGGCCUCGGGCUAUCCUUACAUCCACCGUCCUUCGCGCAACCAACAUGGCUUAGUCUCAAAUUAACCGACCUCAAGCUGACGCUGGAUCCGUCAGUCUUGGACAAGGGUCGCAAACCAGGAAACAGUCCGGACGCCUUGGAGCAGCAGAGCCCUUCGGAAGACGAUGAAUCGCGUAAAGAAAACACGGAAAAGGAUGGGCGCCCCCCGAAGCAACGGAGCAAGACCUGGAAGAGCUUGACACGCAUGAAGGAGCAGGUGAAGCAAUUACAUCGGAAAAUUCAUUGGCUGAAGUUGGUGGAUGUCGUGGCCGUCAAUACUACCGUAAGCGUGGUCGAAGCGGGCCAGAUCCAAGUGGGAUCGUUGUCCUUGGGUGUGGAUACUAGGCGCAAAAUGGUUGACCGAGGGAAAUUGUUUCGUCUUGGGAAGACCGACGCCAGUGAGCAAAAGCCGGCUGAAUGGAUCAUGAAUGUUCAGAAUGUGCUACUUGCCAUUGAGGGAGGCGAAUCAACCGAAGUGCUGGACAAUGUUCGGAUGAACAUACAUGGUGUCCUCCACAAAGAUCUUGAGGGGCUCAGGGACGCAUCGAUAGCUCUCAAGGUGGGCAGGAUGCAUAUCCCGUAUGACGACCUCAUGACAUUCAUGCAGCGCGUCAAGAAACUCAAGCAAUCGCCGAUGGGACCUCUGGACAACAAUACCGAUGAUGAGGUGUCGUUCGCCGACUUUGUUGAAGAACUCGACCAACCGGGGAGCAGAGACGACUCGAUUGUGCAGACAGUCGCGGAUUCGAAGGAGUUUGCCGGAUCUAUACUACGUGGAAUACAAGGGAUCCAGGUGGCGCUGAGCUUUUUUCGGCUGUCUCGAGCUUUCCAACCAUCGUCCGAGAAACAAAACCCCGUGUUCCUCAAUAUCGUGUCUCAUGAGAUAGGCAUUGAUUUACACAAAAUGGACCAGCAGAGCCCUGCUCACCGGAUGUAUUUCCAGCGCAACGAUGUCGCGCAUCAGGCCCUUCUUGCGGCUAUCUCUCUCUCUGUCAGCUUGGACGACGGUUCAGGUGAAAGCGAUAACAUUCUUUAUAUCCCGAUGGCCACCACGACGAUAAAGACUACGCUCCCCUCCAAGACCAUCAGCUCGUUUGAUGACUAUAACCCUGAGGAGCGCAAUACCAACAUUCUAUUCGCCAAUCUGGUGGUCACCUCGCCUUCCCUCGAUCUUGAGCCGGGACAGGUAUCGAGACUUCUGGGAUUAUCGCAAUCCCGGAGGCCACCACCUAGGGGCAAGAAGCGAGAUAACCAUCGCCUGAUAUCGCGACUACUUCCCAAGGCUAGUAUCAAAGUAUCCAUCCACGAGCCCGUGGUUAGAUUUGUUCUGCCGAUAUCCAAACCACCUCAUGCUUCCGACGACGACUACAAUCUUCUCAUAUCCUCAAUAUCUGCUAUCUCGCUUGACAUCGAGUCUUCGCACUCUUCAGAGGGUGGGGUGCAUUACUCAUUGUCUUCCAUCUAUCGGGUGGCCUCACACAAAUUAUACUAUCAGACCCCCUCUGGUAUAAAACAUAACCUUCUCACGACUGAAUCGUUGGAGUUCAAGAUCUUAUUGAGUGCUUCUCCCGAAGUACGCGUGAUCGCAUCGGGUAGCUUGAAUACCGCUUCUGCACAUAUGGUCAAUGAUGAAGUAAACCGAGGGAUUCAGGAGGUCAUUGAGCAGUUCCGAGCUCACACCAAGCAUAAGAGAAAGGUCUCUAUGGCUAUCGAAGAGCGGAAGCCUAGUGUUCUGAGGCGCGUUCCCCCGUGGCUGCUUCGGUUCCAGUUCGAGGCGACUGGUCUCAGCUUGGAAAUCGCCGGUGUCGAUGCCAGUGUCUCGUCAUUAUCCCGUGGCGUCUCUUUGCAGCUUCAAUCGUGGACUGCAGAUUAUAAAGCGCAGAAGUCUGAACCGAUUGCUGUCAGCUUUUCGAGACGACGUACGCCGAGCCAUUCCACAAUAGGUGAUGAGUCGUCUUUCAGGUUCCCUACGUCGCCACCUAGACAGAAACUAGGUGUUGCUGCCGAUGGUCGUCGACUUGCCAUUCAUGUCCGCGGCUUUGAGGGAUUCGUCAUAGAAUCGGAGGAUUUCCUAGAGGCCGAGCCUUUCUUCUCGCUUCCACGAUUUGAGGUCGCUUUGAGCACCAUGAGUGACCGUCUUGGACCGAUCUUCAAUAUCAAUUCUGUCUUCAAGGGAGUUUACCUUCAGUACUCGCUCUAUCGGUAUUACUGUCUUGGAGUUGCCGUUUCUGUGCUCAAAAACGCGUUCAUGCGGAGAUCUUCUGAAAAUUCAGAUCAGGAAGCAUAUCAAGGUCUAAAUGAUUUCUCCAGUCCUCCAUCGCCACGGACUUCCUCAAGAGGCGAGCUUGUCACCGUCGACGUGAGAGCAACGGUCAUCCAAGUCAAGUCUUUUCUUCCUGCCGAUCCCCCGAUGUUGUUACAGAUUUACGGGCUAACAGGAGGGUCCCAUCGCCUUUCUACUCCCUUUGUCCGAGCUCAUUUGGUGCGCUUACAUGCCGAAGCGCCCAAACUCAGAGGGAUUUGGGCAAGAAUCAUAAGCAUGAACAAUGUUAGACUUGACCUGCGCAAGAUGAAACUGAAGCAAGGCACCAGUAUGGUUGAGCAGAAAUCGAUUGAUGUUUGGGCAGACUUUAUCCGACUUGGAGUUCCACAUCAUAUGGUAAUGCAUCGCAUCUUUGAUAACCUCAUCAAUACGUCAAAGGCACUCAAACAGCUUCAUCAAAGGUUCAAGGGUCACUCGGCCGAAUUUGGAUCUGCGAGGGAUCCGGAAGAUCCUAAGGAAGUGCCCAGAAUCUCCUUACGCAGCAAAGCUUUACUCUUCGAGAUGGAAGACGAUGCUUUCGAGUGGAAGUUAGGGUGCAUCUACCGUGCCGGUUUACUCGAACAGCGUCAACGCCUGGCUCGGGAAGAGGCAUUCGAACUCAAACUCGAGAAAAUCAAGGAGACAGACCAGCGACGCACCUCAUCUAGACUUCGUACAAGGUCAAGCCACCGGACUCUUCGCAGUGAACGCCAAAGUGAGGAGAGAAGGCGAAGUAAAAGUGCUGACGCCAAGCCGCGGAAGAGCUCGAACGAUGACAAACGCGGAAGAGAACGAAAGUUCCGUUAUGAUACUGAAGGUGCUGCCUGUCUGUCGUGCGAAUCUAAGAUCUCUGCGGAGAACGCGUGGUACCGGCUUCAAGAGCAUAAUGCCCGGUCUUGGAAAUCAAAGAUCGACUCCGCCCUACGGUUUCAAGGUACAUCCAUAAGGGAGGUGAGGAACCUCUUCUCCGGUGCUGAUGAGCCGCCCGAAGAUGUGCAAGAAUCAGAGACUGUCCUGUCGAUACCAAAUCGGCCUGCUCUUCUGUCAGCUUUGAUAAGUGAUAUCAAUCUUGUGAUAGAUAAGCCGUUCUUCCCUCUCGAAGACUAUCCCAAAUUCCUGCAUAGCAUCGGAAAGGGUAUGCCCAUGUCCACGAAGUAUGCUUUGCUUGUUCCCAUGAGUAUACAACUGGACAUGGGGGAAGCCCGGGUCAAUCUUAGGGAUUAUCCCCUGGACCUCUUACAUAUACCGGCCCUUCGGCCCGGACAAUCUCCAAGAAUGUCAAGCUGGUCGCUGCGGACAAAUUUUGUGAUUGCUGAGGAAUACCGCGAUCACAAAUCUGCGAGACAGGUCAAGCUGGAAUUGGUCCCUUCCACCGAGCUUUCAGACGGGUCGAUAAGCCCACCUUUCGCUAUUGAGGUCUGGCGGUCUGUUUCCCCUGUGAAGACGUACUCGGAUCCCACAUUUGUGAUCAAUACCAGCCUUCCCACAAGCAUCUCCUGGGGCAUGUCCUAUCAGCCUGUCAUGCAGGACAUGAUGAAAAUUAUUGAAGGGUUCACAAAGACCGAAAUAGAUCCUUCCGACCGAGUUGGCUUCUGGGACAAGAUACGACUUAGUUUCCAUUCCCGAAUCAAGGUGGUAUGGAAGGAGGAUGGGGACGUUCAUCUCCGUCUCAAAGGAUCGCGCGAUCCCUAUGUUAUCACUGGGUUCGGCGGCGGAUUCGUCAUGUGUUGGCGCAAGGAUGUCAAAUGGGAAAUUCAUACCAGCGAUGAUCCGAUGGAGUUUAUGAGCGUCACGAGUGGAGAAUACGUACUAGCGAUUCCUGACUACAGCCACGAGGCACGGUACAUGGCUGAGGCUACAGCUCAAGACCUGGAAACGUGUUCAUCCUCCAGUGACUUGAAGAAUGCAGCUCACUUCAAGAAGGUUGUUAUGAAGCUGUCAGGUGACGUACGCCUGGUAGCGGGAUUAGUAUUUGAGCGGAACGUCAACGAGAACGAACGAUCUUCCCAAUUUAGGCCUCAUUAUGAUGUUGUCCUUCAAAAUCCCCUACUGAUCGACCCAGCGCAUAAAGAGAAUUAUGACGCCUACCGCGGCUUCCGCAGUAACCACAUUCACCUGUCAAUUUCUGUUAUUGCGCCAGUAAGCCGAAACUGGUCCGUCGACUCUGUCCAGCCGUCCGCGAGCUACAACACCGUACAUUUGAGUCCUCGCUUCUUCACUCAUUUCUUCAAUUGGUGGUCUCUUUUCUCGGGCGUUAUGUCACUUCCAGUACGGCAGGGACCGCUUUGGCCAGGUAUCACGAAGACAAGCAAGAAAUUCAAUCGUCAUUUGGCGACUGUGAAGUAUAAGUUGUUACUUGCCCCGUUGUUUGUGGCUCACAUCUACAAGCACAAGGAUCGGGAGGACUACGCGGAAGAUGUCGUGACAGCUACAGGCAUCAAAGUUCGACUGGACAGUCUGAAGCUCGAUGUCCAUCAAAGACGGGAGCAAGUCAAAACUCAAGCCAAGGGUCGCCUAAAGCAAACCAAGGCGAGCGCAAUGCGGAUCAACCAGGCACAAUUAGAUCUGCAGGCAGCAGACUUCCGUGCUGUCUCGGCCAGCAUAGAAGGCACGAAUUUCGAUGACAUUGAGAAGAACAGGGAUGACAUCUUAUCCUCCUUUCAGCAGCCCGUGGCUUCUGUGGAUCUGUCUCGGUUCACCAUCCCCGAUCAGAACUUGGACUGGAUUGACAUGGAUGAUUUUGUGGAAUUGGACUGGAUACUGCCUCAAGAGUCGAACCCUCGAACUCAAAUAUUGCCUCUGGCAUUUACACCACGUUUCACUUACUUCCGUCAGACAGACCACGGUCAAAUAGUUCCCGAUGAAACCGGGUAUAGUUCAUUUGGUGACGAGCCGACCCAUAUAUGCGUUAUGUCUGAGAACAACGAACCUCGUCGAGUACAGAUGGAGCUCAUCCGGGAUCGAUUGGUCUCGGUCGAGGCCCAAAUGCGCGACUGCAACCGGACUAUUGGCGAGCAGGAACUUCGUAUCGCGAAGGAGGUGGACCACGAUCCUGACUUAAAAAGGAAACACGCCGACUAUCUGAGACAAGCAGAAACCUUGGCAAGGAGACGAGCUUUUCUCACUGCUGGCUUACAAAGAAUCGAAAGACAGAUAGCCCGGGAGGAGAAAAGCCCAGUCGAUAAAAGCCCGGAGGCAUUCGCCAAUGACAGCGCUUCUAAGAUGGGGGCUGACUCAGAUUCGGCGAGUGACGCUCGAGAUGCUGACAUGGAUGGACUUUACAAUGGGCCUGAUGAUGAAUUGGCAAGUGAUUUCAACAAUCGGUUCAUCAUACAUAACGUUCAGCUCAAGUGGAAUAAUUCCUUGAGGAACAUUAUGCUUCGCUACAUCCACCAAGUGAGCCAGCGCCGGGGUUUCGUGUACUACAUGUCUCGACGCGCAGUCAAAUUCAUUCUAGACAUUGUUGAGGAACAAAACAGAAAUAAGCAGAAACAUUCAAAACUGUUCCGCACUGCAUCGAGGCGCCCCUCGGAUGCCCGAGGCCUUGUUGAUAGUGAGGAUGAUGACAGUGUUGAGGAUCGCAUUGAGCAGUUGCUAAAUGAUGCGAAGCGUUUCGUGAGCGCGGAGGAGCAAGAAAAUCAAGAACAGAGAAAGCCAAGCACUCCUGCAUCAGAUGGUUCUAGUGAAAACAUCGCGCCGGAAUUCACCCCCCAAAACAGUUAUCACUUGCGGCUCAUUGCCCCUCAGAUUCAACUUCAGAGCGAGAAGAAUCAGAAGUCCGUGCUGUUAGUUGCUGCGAAAGGCAUGCAACUGCAGGUGGUAUCGAUCAUGGACAAGGAGCGAGUGUCUGAUGAUGUCAGCGGCCUUGUACAGCGUCGCUUCUCACUUUGCAUGGAUGGAGCCCAGUUCUUUGUGGCAACGCAGAAGAACCUGAUGAAUCACCUUCAGUUCUAUGCAGGCAACAAAUAUGGCAAUUCCCCGGGCUCCGCGUGGCCACCUUGGUUGACUCUUGAAGCGGUGUUUGACUUUGAGUUAAACCCAUUUGGUUUCUCGAGAAUUAUUCAAAAGACGUCGGCAAGUCUACGAUAUGACAAGUACAACAACCUUCGUUUGAAGUACAAUGAAGAAGUGGCAAAGGGCCAGCCAGGCCAGCAUAUCAACGUUGAAGAUCAGGAGCCGAGGAUGGACCACAUCAGUGUUGACUUUCCUCACUUCAGAGCUAUCUGUGAUUCGGCCGAGUAUUACUCCAUGUAUAUCAUUGUUCUGGACCUCUUGCUUUACAGCGAACCGUUGGAAAAGGUUCGCAAUGAGCGUCUUGAGAGAAUCAUGCUCACUUCUGAUUUCAGCGACUUGAGAGGAGCUCCGGAGAUGGUGUUCAAGCUCCAGGCACGCAUCCGACAACUAGAGGAGAUCAAAGAACAUUUCCAGAUUCAUGCCAAAUACCUGGACAAGCAGGGCUGGGAGGACCGCUUGGUCCUCGAGAAAGACCUUACACAAUGCGAGGACGAGCUGUUCUUUUUGAUGAAAGCAAUUACGAGCUCCCAAAGAAAGAUUGAUCCCACCAUGUCGAAAGCCAAUGGCGUUCUCCGCUGGAACAUCUCGGCUAGUGAGGUUGUUUGGCAUUUGAUGAAGGACCAAUGCGAACCACUAGUCGAGUUCCAAUUGAGAAAUGCUGCAUACGACCGCACCGACAACAGCGACGGAUCGAAUCACAAUGAAGUUGCGGUUGAACGACUGUAUGGCCUCAACCUCCUUCCAGAUGCUAUCUAUCCACAAAUAAUCGUCCCUUACCUUGACCAAGCCCGCAACCUCAAUGGUCCUGAUGAUUAUAUGAUCAAGGUCAAAUGGCACAUGCUAGAGGCGGUUGCUGGUAUCCCAGUAGUGGACGACUUCGAGGUUUCUCUCUUCCCUCUCAAAGUUCAACUCGAGCAAGUGCUUGGCCAGAAGGUGUUCGAGUACAUGUUUCCUAACGUUGGUUCUACUGCUUUUGAGAAUGGUGGGUUUUCACCCUUCAUGAUCAAGAAUAUGAAACCUAUCGAUGGAUCGUCCGACUCAGAGGAAGAAGAACGCCCAAAGACAUCUCCUGGACACGAUCAGAGUGACAUGUCAACCGACGAUUUGUCCCUGAAAGGCUCUGGAGCCAUUGAACUAAGGCUUCAGCCCACACUUUCCCUGGCGGAGGAAGGCAGGCCCAGGUCGCAACAUCGUCAUCUCAUGGGUCUUGCCUUGACUCCUAUCCACAAAGACAAAGACCCGAAUCUUCUGAUGCGCCCGUCGACGAGCGGUGCGUUGAGCAAGAAGAGAUCGGUCGACAGCUUGCGGAUGCUGUCAAGACAGCCCACUGAGAAAUCGUUGGCCAAUACCACAGGAACGAAUUCUACUGGUGACGAAAAACAAAAGAAAUUCGCUCUUGGAAGGCUACCUAACAAAGGCAAGUCCAAGGAGGCUCCUGAUGACCUAGCUCAGAUGAUGUCACGUGCAUCGAACUAUAUGACAUUGGCUCAUGUCAAGGUGCACGACGUGGUGCUCUGCCUGAGUUAUAAAGGCAAAGGAGACCACAACCUGGAGGAUCUCCACGACUUCGUCUUCCGUUUGCCGGUUCUCGAGUAUCAGAACAAGACAUGGUCAAACCUGGACCUGGCGUUGCGGCUGAAGAAGGAUGUGAUCAAAGCUCUCAUCUCGCAUGCACCUGCGAUCCUUGGAAACAAGUUCUCCCACCACCGACCUUCCAAGCAACAACAACAGCAGCAGAAGCGGUAUCGCGAGCUUGUAAGCUCAUCCCAACUUCUACACAACUCUGACAGUGUGGCGCAAUCAACGUCUGAGAAAGCCAGUAGCCUGGCCAGUGUCGACUCAAACAGCGAAUAUUCGGAGUCACAGCGCUCUGGGCACUCCGGGACGUUGCCACUUGCACGAUCGAACUCACUCGGGUCUAGCAUGCUCAGCAUCAACGAACCUCCCGGGGUAAUGUCUGACUCUCGAUCGGCGAGCGAGGUUGAUGUGGAUGCUCGUUGGGAGCAAUCCCGCCGCCUUGUAAAUCCCCCAAGCCGGCCAAUGACUUCGGGUCAAGCAAUUCCUCGAUCUCAAACCACGAAGCUCUGGGAAGGACCGGAAGAAAGCCACAAGACGACAUCGAUCCGCAACUUCGGCCGCAAAUUGAUGCCCUCUCGGAAAUAGCCUCCUCUUUCACCCCGGCGAAAGGCAAUCCUCCAGACAUCGCACCCCUCCCAAAAUCCCUUGUUUUAUAGUCCUCUUGUUCCUCUUCACGGGAACCCUCUCUUAUUGCACAUUCCUCACCUUGCAUUUGCCAUAUGAUAACCCCAAUGCAGUGGGUCGUACAUAGGCGUCAGCACUACGAUAUGCUGUUUCCGCCAUGGAG